GAGAGAUCACCGUCCUGCCGCAGAGGAAGACAGACGAUCUGGACGACACCGCCGAGAUGAAGAUGGCAGUGUCGGACUCGUCCUCCUGCUGUUCGUCUUGUAUCAGUCUUAAGGACAGAUGUCCUCGUCCUCAGGGACUCAUCAGCCUGCUCAUCACUAAAGUGUGUCUGUUCGCUCUGCUGUUCGGAGUCGUCUGGUCCAUCACGGGAAGUGAGUGUUUACCUGGAGGGAACCUGUUCGGCAUCGUCAUCCUCUUCAUCUGCUCCGUGCUCGGAGGGAAACUGGUGGGAAUGAUCCAACUGCCCACGCUGCCCCCCUUCCCUCCACUGCUUGGUAUGCUGCUGGCAGGUCUGGUGUUGCGUAACGUUCCCUACGUAACGGAGGCCGUCUUCAUCGACACUCACUGGUCUGCAGCUCUGAGGAACAUCGCACUGUCAAUCAUCCUGACCAGAGCUGGGCUGGGCCUCGACCCCUCGGCGUUGCGUCGUCUGAAGGCGGUGUGUGUGCGUGUUGCGAUCGGCCCCUGUGUGAUGGAGGCCUGCAUCAUUGCUGUGGUUUCUCACUUCCUGCUGGGUCUGCCCUGGGUCUGGGGCUUCAUACUGGGUUUUGUCCUGGCUGCAGUGUCUCCAGCAGUCGUCGUUCCUUCGAUGCUGCUCCUGCAGAGAGAAGGAUACGGGGUUGAGAAGGGAAUCCCCACCCUGCUAAUGGCUGCUGGGAGUUUUGAUGAUAUUUUGGCCAUAACAGGGUUCUCCACAUGCCUGGGAAUCGCCUUCUCUAAAGGUUCUACAUGGAUGAACAUACUGAAAGGUCUUCUGGAGGUGGUGGGAGGGAUCAUAGCCGGACUGAUCCUUGGUCUGUUCUUGUGCUGCUUCCCCAGCAAAGACCAGGAGGACCUGGUGUUGAGGAGGACUCUUAUGUUAUUGGGUCUGUCCCUAUUUUCGGUCUUCUUCAGUCAUGUAAUUGGUUUUGCCGGAGCUGGUGGUCUCUCUACGCUUGUGCUGGCCUUCCUGGCUGCCCUGGGCUGGAAGACCGACAAGGCCCCAGUGGCAGCCAUGGUGGGUCUGUCAUGGGAUUUGUUCCAGCCUCUCCUGUUUGGUCUGAUUGGAGCAGAAAUCACCAUAGCAACCCUCAGCCCCAGCACCGUGGGUCUGGGUAUGGCCUGUAUCAGUAUUGGUCUGGUGAUCCGUCUGCUCGUGACCUUCCUGCUGGUUCAUUUCGGAGGAUUCAACCUGAAGGAGAAACUCUUCAUCGCUGUGGCCUGGCUGCCUAAAGCCACUGUUCAGGCUGCUAUCGGCUCGAAGGCAUUGGACAUGGCAAGGGAGGCUGGGGAUGACCCUUCCAUAAAGUUUGGAUUGGAUGUGCUAACCUUAGCCGUGUUAGCCAUCCUGACCACAGCUCCCAUUGGAGCGCUGGGUAUCGGAUUGGCAGGACCGCGCCUCCUGGCCCGGCAGGUCAAAGCAGAAGGAACAGAGGGCGAAACCGUGAGUCCAAGCAGCAACGGGAUUGGUCGAGAAAAAGACAAUGCAACCCUUGAGAGCAAGCUAUGAGGCCUCUGAUUGGACAAACUUAAAAAAAGCUUUAUAUAGAUGAUGAACUGUAUGUAGCCGCAAACGACUUUUAUAUAUAUAUAUGUAUUUACUGUAUGUUUCUUUUAUGCUUUGACAUGCUAAUGCUAGCUUUUGUUAGCUACUGUCACUAACCAAGUGUUCAGCUAUUGAUGUGUUACCUCUACUGUAUAUGACAGAAUGAUUAAUAGCAAAAGAAGAGAAAUCACUACCUGUUUCAUUUGAUUUUACAACUAAAAACUCACAUCCAACAUUUCUAACAGAUGCAAACUUAUAAACACUUUGAGAUACUAUGAAAGCUACAAGAUAGUAAAAUUGUGACGCGUAUAGUAUAUAUAAAAAGGUAAAAAUGACGACUUUAUUAUGCCAAAGUCAUGUAAAAGUAAAUCCCACUUUAUCCGAUUUAUGAUGUUAAAGUCAAAAUUUAAACUGUAAUUAUGAAAUGCUAUAAGGUUUUGACUCACUAUCUCAUAAUAUUGUCAUUAUUUUUCUUUCAUAAAGAAAGAAAUACCAGAUCACAUUAAAAGUAUGAAGUCAAUGCUUCAUGUGUUCAUUGCACUGAGGUGGUACGAAACUGUUUUAAUGAGCUGGCGAGCUGAAUAGGCAGGUUUUUCCAUGUUAGAUUGAAGACGCUCAACAAUUCAACAUGGUUGUAUGAUUGCAGUUUGUCAUGUUAGGACUAAAUUACUGCACAAUGUGAACAGAACAGUAUCUAACGACUGAAGUUUAAUCACCUUUAACGACAGACUUUGACUAAUUCCUUGUUUCAGACACCUCAGUGUGAUUUAGCUCCAAGUUGCAGUUUUUGGACGUUUGUGAAUUGAGGAUAAUCCUGGGGUCUUUGGCGGGUGACUGGCUAUAGCUAGCUACAGACGGGUGUGCUUGUCAAGCUGUUCUGAGAUCAGUUAUGACAUUGAUGAAUUAAUUUUCUCAUGUGUGCAGUAGCAAGUAAAUGAGCAAAUCACGCUGAUUUAUCAUCAUAUCAUAGAAGUGAUGCCUGCAGCCCCCCAGACAGUGGUAGUGAGCUGGCUAACAAGCUGGUAAUAUUUCCAACACUUCCAACAUAUUUUGUCAUGAACUGAUUUCUAAAUGUUCUAUC
Xiphias gladius (swordfish) is the source of this 2664-nucleotide messenger RNA. Its product is annotated as sodium/hydrogen exchanger 9B2. Gene Ontology annotation, biological process: proton transmembrane transport. The record is from RefSeq and is a predicted model, not a curated record. Lineage: Eukaryota; Metazoa; Chordata; Actinopteri; Istiophoriformes; Xiphiidae. The transcript has 13 exons. Gene Ontology annotation, molecular function: antiporter activity. The coding region runs from base 57 to 1547 and encodes 496 amino acids. Gene Ontology annotation, cellular component: membrane.